GACUGUGCUGUUGUGUUGUGUGUGUUUUGGUUUUCGUGUGAGAGAACAACAACAACAACGCCACACACACGCACGCACGCACACUCACAUCGACAUCGACAUCGACAACAAGGUCGCCAAGCAGCCAGGAACAAGGGAAGCUGACAAGCAAGCAAGCGAGCAAGAGCGAGCGAGCGACAAGCGACGAGCAAGCAUCCCUCAUUGACUCGAUUCCCUCUUGCUUGGCACCUUUUUGCUGGAGUGGAUUAGGCAUGCCCACCCAGCCCCAGCCAUUGCAGCUUCACCCACACCAACAACCACAUGACGAUGUGUUCCACGACGACCACCACACUCCCGUCCACCCACAGCCACAACCACAGGCACAACAGCGGCGGCAGCAGCAGCAGGUGCUGACGGCAGCGCCGCCCAAGGCCUCCUCAGCUAGCCUUGCUGUUGAUCGCCGCGCACAAAUGCCGCUGCGCUCAGAGCAGCGACGGAGGCGGCACCUCAGCAGCGGCAGCGCAACCACCUCCGCUGCUGGUGUGGCGGCUGUUGUGCCCGCUGUUGCUCGCGUGCGUGCGCUGUCUGCGUCGACCCUCGACAGCGUGUCCUCGCCAACCCCAAGCAACACGUCGCAAGCUGAAACGGAAUGGGAGGGCAGCCGCAGCGAAGGCGAGGAGCACUCUGACGAGCAAUCGCAGCCGCAGGAAGUGAAAGCGUGGGUCGACUCAAGCACGCACCCAUCCCAUCAGCACAACCAGGUCUUCCAGCAAACAACACCAAUCCUGCACCCCUCGGCACCGCUCCUCACCCAUCACAGCCAACAGCAGCCACAGCAGCAGCAGGAGCAGCAGCAGCAGCCGAAGCCGACGAAGCGGCGGCUGACCCUGACUUUCGAGACGUGCGCCGACCCCGUGUUUGCAGACGAUCCACCACACCAAAGCGGAGCGCCCCGCAAGGUUGGCCGCCUGUCGCACGCCCUGGCCGCCGCCCUGGCCCACGACGAUGCGCGUACGCGGCGCAUGCGGUCUGCGUCGACGUCGGUGCUGGAGACGCGUGGCCGCCGCGCCCGCCGCUCCCUGUCGUCGUAUCCGAAGAGCAUGGAGGAGGAUGCGCGGCGGUGCAACAUGGACGUGGAUGUGUUUGAGGAGGUGCUUGACUACGACCGCGCGCGGUUCAAGGCGUUUCUCGGCCCGCUGCCACAGGCGCAGCAGCAGGUGCUCAAGCGCGCCCGCAGGAAGAAGCAGAACGCCCGCAGCCAGCAGCGGAAGCGGCGGGAGGAGCAGGGGCGUGUUGACCGUCUCAAGGCGGAGGUGGCGCGGUUGGAACUGGAACUCGACAUACUGCGCAGUCUCCUGCCCGGGCCCUCGUGUCCCUGGAACAUCCAUGACCGAUACGGCCUCCUCGACGCAGAUGCACGCGACCACAAGCCCACUGGUGGUGCUGGCAGCGGUGUUGGUGGUGAUGGUGGCAGUGGUGGUCACCACGUGCGGGACCGACUGCAGAGUGCGCCGAGCGCUGUCCGCGUUGCCGGCAGCAGGCGACGUGGUGGUGCCAGUAGUGGUGGUGGUGGUGGUGUUGCCAGUGGUGGCGGUGUGGAGCAGGCCACUGCGUCUGUCAGGUGAUUGGCAUGGUAUUACACACGCAGGGGUGUGUGGUACGGUAUGGACGCUUCAUGACUUGGAUGGACUUUGGUGUGAUGGGCCCGCUUAUUGAGACCUGUAGUAGCUUUCAUGCGAUGAUGAUGAUGAUGAUGGUGGUGGUGGUGAUGGUGAUGUGGUUUGAUGUUCUUUUUUUCCUAUCUCGAUACCAUUUUGGUUUAGUUGUUCUGCUUGCUCGUUGCAUCUGCCUUGCUCCCUGUCCCUACAGUUGACUUAUUGCCUCUUUUUGAUCAAUGUUGUGUGAGUGUGUGAGCGUGAGUGUGUGUGAGUGAUUGAGUGAGUGUGUGAGUGUGAUUGAGUGAGUGAUUGAGUGAGUGAGUGAGUGUGUGUGUGUCAUCCGUGCGCCGCGCUGGUUGCGUGUGUAUGGGUGAGAUGUACUCGUGUGCAUGUGUUGGUUGUCGUCUCUGCGCUGUGUUAUCCUCUUUUUUUUUUCCCCUUGAGCAUCUUGGAUUCACUCUUCUCUCGGCUUAAUGACGAUCUCUCUUCCUGCAUACGUAAUAGUAGACGCUUUUAUCACCAA
Salpingoeca rosetta is the source of this 2160-nucleotide messenger RNA. RefSeq lists its product as uncharacterized. The record is from RefSeq and is a predicted model, not a curated record. Bases 252 to 1604 code for a protein of 450 amino acids. The transcript has a single exon. Lineage: Eukaryota; Choanoflagellata; Craspedida; Salpingoecidae.